This is a messenger RNA of Biomphalaria glabrata, 13380 nucleotides long. RefSeq names its product helicase with zinc finger domain 2-like. The record is from RefSeq and is a predicted model, not a curated record. The transcript has 56 exons. The coding region runs from base 200 to 11581 and encodes 3793 amino acids. Gene Ontology annotation, cellular component: P granule; cytosol. Lineage: Eukaryota; Metazoa; Mollusca; Gastropoda; Planorbidae. Gene Ontology annotation, biological process: miRNA processing; regulatory ncRNA-mediated post-transcriptional gene silencing. Gene Ontology annotation, molecular function: protein binding; miRNA binding; helicase activity.
GUAGACCAUGUCCAUGCCUUUCACAAUUUAAGUAAACAAGCACCAAACGAAAAAUCUUUAGAUAUAUAUUACAUUUCUUUACAAAAUGCCAUGCUUAUAAUUGAUGUUAAGUUGAUUUUCAUAAAAUAUUACAUUAGUUUUUACUGCUGGCAACAAUCAAAGCUAAAAAGUAUAUAUACAAUACAUUUCCAUAAUUGAAAUGGAAGAAAAUUCAAGGCAGUCACGAUUGAUGCGUAUCAAACCAUACUUAUCAGCAUUAAAAAAUAAAGAAGAACAAAAGAUUAACAAAAAUAAGGGCAGUCUUCUUAUUUUAAUGCAAGACUUGAAAGAUGAGGGUAAUACGUUAUUUAAAGAAUCAAAGUUUAAAGAAGCCUGGGAAUAUUAUCACCAUGCUCUGUUUGUAGCAGACAUACUUGAAGAGUCUUUUUAUCAUUGUGUAGAGAAAGAAUUUUUGGCAACUUUAUUUUGUAAUGCCUCUCUCUGCUGUAUAAAGAUAAAUGACUUUGAAAGUGCUCUUAAAGAUGCUGAAAAAGCUUUAGAAUUACAAGAAAAAAAUAUUAAAGCAUUUUAUCGCAAAAGUCUUGCUUUAAAAGAAUUAGGACGUCACAAGGAGGCUUUAAAAGUUGCUUUACAAGGAAAGGUUAUAGAUAGUAAGAAUAAUUUUGAUGAUUUAAUAGAUGACUUAAAAGCAAUUAUAGCAAAGUCAAGUACUAAAAAAAAGAAUAACGAUUCAAAAACUACUAAUAUUGAGGUGGAAAUAAGUCAUGUGAAAUCUGAACCGCUAAAAGAAGCUUCUGUUAAAAAUAUGGCUCCAAAGAAAAAGAAAGGUCAGAUCAAUAAUAAUGGCAGUGCCAAGCCUGCUCCCAAAUUGGAGCCUAAACAGAAAGAGAGUGAUUCAGACCCUGACUCUGAUUCGAGUGAGGAUGACACUCAGUUUGCCACUAAAAUGUUUAACAUGAAGCGCCAGACCACAGUUAAUCCUACUCCAAUAAACUCCAACAUUAAACCAAGUGCACCUAAGCCUAAUGCUGCUGCUCCGCCAGCCAGUGCUAAAAGUGCAGACAUUACUGGAGUCGCAACAGCCAAAGCGAAAGUAAAUCCGCAGCAAAACAAACAACCAAUUACUCAGAUUACCUGGCCAUUACAAAACUAUGAUUUUAAAUUAGCGUGCAGAAUUUGUUUUGUCAAAACAGGGGAAGGUUUAAAAGGUUACCAGUUUCGGGAGAAUUGCCCUCAUAGUUGUACUCAUGAUGUUUUGUUAGUACGAGCCAAAAAGAGUCCUCAGCUGAAUUGGCUGAAAGUUCGCCUUCGACCUGCUAACACCAGUGCUACUAUGUUUGUUUUGUGUAAUCAAUUUAAGAAUGGUGUUCCUUGUCGUAUUGGGGAGAAUAACUGCACUUUUGGACAUAAUCAAGUGGAAAUUAAUUUGUGGGAACUGGAUCGCUCCAAGACUUUUAGUAUUCAGAAUUUUAUAUCAAAUGCAGCUAGGGAAGGAAUAUAUUCAUCAGAUAUUUUAGAUCAGCGCUCUAACAAGCAACAAACUGUUAAAGCUCAGCCCUACAUUCCUGGCCUACAAAUAAACACUGGAAAUAGUAAAGCUAGAGCCACACCUCCACCUCAAUCUCCUCCUAUGCAGACUGUAUCAGAUGUCACAUCAUUGAAAAGUCCAACACCUUCAGCUUCAAGCACCAAAGUAGGUGGAACAUCAGGCCUGUCAACAUUUUCACCCCCUCCAACAACAUCUGUUCCACAUUACCCACAUACUGCUGAAUUUUUUUUCUCCGCUAAUCAGCCAGCAUUUUCACAGUUCACAGCUCCACCUCCAGUAAACACUUCAACUCCUAGAUUUCCUCCGCAAACAUUUGUUACUGCACCAAGGCCCAAUCCACCACCUCCGGUUGUGCCUAAUGCAGUUGUUUAUCAUUUAACAUCUCCUAUGUAUCCUACGGUACCCAGGCAGACCAUUCCAGUCUCAGCACCAGUCAAACCACCUGGCAUGUUACAACAGCAGACAUCUCCAAAUAAACUUGGUCAGCCUCAAGUUAACACUGCGCUCCCCAAUUUAAGCAAGCCACCGCCACGUAUUGGUAAACUUCAGAACCCUCUUCCAGAUUACAAAUUUCGGCUUUUUUGCCCUCAGUGUUUAAACUUUGCUGGAAGGCCGUGGUACUAUACCUAUGACAAUACACUAAACCAUCUUUGUGCUCAGAGUAUUCUAGCCUACUAUGUGCAGGAUAACUUUGGACAUAGCUUCUGGGUCCAGGUGCGAGAGAGGGCCUCCCAUAGAAAUUUUCAGGGCUCCUACAUUCUGUGCAACAGUAUAUACAAAAAUGACAUCUCACUUUGCAAGUACAAGGAUAGCUGCAGCUUUGCCCACAAUGGCAUUGAGCAGAGGCUGUGGAAGAUGGAACAGGGCGGCACUUUUGACAUUGGCGAGUUCAUCCAUCAGAACAAACAGAACUCCCCCGUCACAGGAUCUUCCAGUUUAAACUAUGUGCGGUAUCUCAUGGAGAAGUUUGGUGGUUAUUUCAGAUUUAUAUGUAGGGAUUGCUUCUUUGCUCCCCACCCUAUGAUAAGCAGCCAAGGGGAAGGGAAUUUUUGCACUGGAUCCCAGCAUCAUCAGUGGGCCAAGUGCAAGAUCAUUGCACAUGUCUUAAAUGGGAACUAUACUCCUAUUGACCAAUCCAAGUUCCAUUAUGAAGGUGCUUUUUAUCUGAUGUGCAGACAUAUGCAGUUCUGCAGGCUUUGGCUAGAGAAUAAAUGUAACUAUGCACAUAGUUUGAUAGAGAAAGCAGUCUGGAUGAUGGAGAGAGACAUAAGGCUGACAAGGGAGGAACUAGUGUUGCAUAGCUCUCAGUUGUACCAGAUCUCCCAGUAUACUCCUUCAGCACCAACUCACAACCCAACGGAAGGUAAGAGCUGGCUACCGCCUACUGCUGCUGCACUUAAUAUAGAGGUCAACAAGCGUCCAGAAAAUUCUGCUGGAGCUUUUAUAGGAGGUACAUCCAUUAAUUUGGUUGAAUACUGCAGGAUAUGUUGGUCCAAAGGGCAGAAGUCACCAGAGGAUGGCAAGAAAGAUAAAUGUACACGUGGCCACAGUAAUUUCAAGCUGAACAGUGUGUUUGUGGCAUUGCCAGCAGGUAAAGAAGUCCGCACAUACCCCUCUGAACUUCCUCUUGGAAUGAAGCUUAUUCUUUGUAACCUCCAUCCUAAGUGCACAAGACAAGUGUGCAGACAUCCCCAUGGGGAACAUGAACUGGAAGUAUGGACUUACAUGAUGAAGCAUAAAAUUAAAAAUCUGCGUGAAAUGUGUGAGAUUAGUCAGAAUAUGCAAAAGAGCAAGACAAGGGACAUUAGCAUGGGCGAGUCGGUGGUUAGCAUUAGUGAAAAACAGGAGCCGUUCUCACGCUUGAUCCAAGCCCGGCCUACAAGCAAGAUUAUAGCGCCAGGUGACCUGGUGAUCAGUGAGCACUACUGCCAAUACUGUGGCGUCAGCUGCAACAGCACGAGGCAGUGGGAUGAGCAUUGCAUGAGUGAGAAGCAUGUGGAGAAUGUCAACUCUGAUAAGGAACACCAGUGGAACUACAGGCAGCCUCCAUGGGGUCAAGGAAACAACCUGGCACUUUGUGCUAAGCAUAUUCAUGAUCAGUCGUGUCAGUACUCUCAUGUGCCAGACAUGUACAAUCUGUGUGUCUACGCUCACAGUCAGGAGGAGCUGGAUGAGUGGCAAGAGAGGUAUGAGUGGCGGCAGUACAAGAGGGUCAUUGCCCGUGAGAGACACAUGUUCUCUUACACAGAAUCCCUUUUGGAAGAUUACUAUAGCCAGGACAAUAGUGUUAAUGUGAUGUCAGAGAAUCUGCCUGGAGUCAUAGUUAUAUGUGGUGAGGAUCUUAAGUUAUUUAAGAGUGAAAAGAAUGCCAUCUUCACCUGGACAUUUCACAUUUACACAGAGAAACAGUUGCACAAGGUGGCACUGCUGCAUAACAAGGACAGACUUCACUUCUCACUGAUAGGUACCAGCAACUCUCAUCCACAAGUAGCAUCAGGAGAUACAUUUUUGUCAACUGAUGAGUUAGGAAGAGCUUACUAUGUAGUCAGUGUUCACUUCACUGCCAGCAUGUUUGGCUCAUUCAUCCAGUGGGUUGUCUUUGACUUUGGCUCUCGCCCAGUGUUGGUUAGGAAACUUGCAGUGGAGAUUGGAGCAACCCUGCAGCAAGAAAAGGUGCGUGAGCUGAGAGAAAACCUCUCCUUUGACCGCUGGACCAGCCAGAACAAAAUUAUUGUCCGCCAGUCUGACCCUAGUCUAGAUGAUUUUACUGAGAAGCUGCUUCUAAAGUACAAAGAGCCUGUGUCCUCUGAGGAUGUGGUGACUCUAGACAGCAUCACUGAGCUGAACCAACACAACUAUAUCCACAAGAUGCAUAAACUCUUAGAGCUGGAGGAAAUCACCAGACAUCACAUUAUCUCCAGUUACAAUUUAGUGUCUGAAGUGUCUGUUGCAAAAACAAUUGAUGAGCCUGGAAACUUUAUCAUUGCCGCAAAUGGGGAUUUGUUUCUAAAAGUGAAUUUGACAGAGAACUUGACUGAAGACACAUUAGCAGGAAAACUUGUCCUCUCUAGCGUUAGAACUGUUUUAUUAGCCAAAGAAGGAAAUACUUCCAAGAAGGUCUUUGAAGCCUUCAUUGUGGGUGAGAGCAACUAUAACUAUGAUGGGCGUUGUAAAGAUUACAUCUAUCUCAUUGUUAACGCUGAAACAUCCAGUCAGCUAGGCUUGACAGUUGACUCAAAGCCCACUUUAGAAAUUCAGUUCCAGAUGGAUCGCAAGUUCUUCUGCCGAAUGCAUUAUGCUUUGGACAGUUUACAGACCACGGACGUUCUCUUCCCAGACAUAGUUAAAUUCAAACCAGGUCCCAGUGAGAUCUCAUUUUCUAUGAAGAUUAGGUCCAAUGUACUGAAUGAAGACCAGAUGACCGCUGUAAGACAUAUAGUUGUUGAAAGAGAAGGAUACACACCCCCAUUCAUCAUGUAUGGACCCUUUGGUACUGGCAAAACUGAAACCCUUGCUCAGGCCACCAUGACACUGCUCAGAGAAAGACCCAAUGUUAGAAUUCUCAUCUGCACCCAGUCAAACAGUGCUGCCGAUCUGUACAUUACAAAGCAUCUCAGUAGCUUUGUGAAGAAGAUGGGUCAGUCUUUAAAAGUAUUACGCCUGAAUGCCCCUGAAAGAAAGAAAGACACUGUUCCAGAUGAGGUCAAACAAUUCUGUUAUGGAUCUUCCGGCAUGUUUCAGACUCCUCCAAAAGAGGCCAUCUGUCAGUACCAACUGGUGUUGACUACAGUUGAAAACUCUAUGCAGCUAACUAAACUAGGCCUGCACAACCAUUUUACACACAUAUUUAUAGAUGAAGCUGGCCAGACUUUGGAAUGUGAAAUCCUAAUGGUUCUGACCCUGGCCUCCACCAAAACUUGUGUAGUGUUGACAGGAGACCACCAACAGAUAGGUCCAACUGUGUACUCCCCAGAAGCCAGGAAACAGAAGUUUGACAUCUCUAUACUGGUCAGACUAUACAACUACUAUGAGCAAAUGGCCAACUGUGGUAUCAGUGUAGUCUCAGAAAAAUCUAAACAUUCUCCUAUGAACAUAUUUCUGAGCAUCAACUACAGAACUAAACCUGAAAUCCUUCGUUUUAUUUCAAGUGUGUUUUACAAAGGUCCAGAUAAUCUCAAAGCUUAUGGCAAUGUUCCAUCUGUCAUGGGCAUUACACCUCUGGUGUUCUGUGUUGUUCAGGGUACAGAAACUCAGAACAGAGACAGCACAUCUUACCUAAAUCAUGCAGAAGCUCAGGAAGUGGUGGAGAGAGUCAAAGAGCUGAUAGAUAGAUGGCCUCAAGAAUGGGGCCCAAUGGAUGCUAAAAGAAUAGCAGUCAUUUCUUUCUAUUCAGAUCAGAUCAAACAUAUUCGGCACUUGAUGAGAUCUGACAGACAAAGACCUUACCUCAAACAAGUGGAUGUUGGAAAUAUUCACAGCUUUCAAGGCAAAGAAGUUCGAGCAUUGUUCAUCUCAACUGUUCGUACGGUGAACAUGUUGCAAGAGCCUCACAUCAUCAAAUCUCUGGAACAAGGAGAAGAUAUUGGUGACCUGGGCUUUCUCUCCAACCCUAGACUACUCAAUACUGCACUGACUAGAACACAGUCUUAUGUGGCAGUUGUUGGAGACCCUGUGGCUCUGUGUCUUAUUGGAGAAUGUAUUCAGGUCUGGAGAACAUAUUUAAAACACUGCAGUAACAUGAAAAGUGUUCAUCCUAUUACUUACAAUUAUGAUAUGGUUAAGAACCAUGUGAUUAAUAUACAGAUAGGUCCUCAGGGCCGGGUUGUGGACAUGCUUAGCAGGCAUGGGCAAGAAACUCUUAACAUUCAAAGCCGUGCUGCCAAAGCCACAAAAGCAGUCCCUCAGAAGUCAGACAUCCAGGCUGAUGAUGCCAUGUUUGGUGACAGCAUGUCUAGUGCUGAGAAAGUCUCGGCUUGGAAGACUGUAGACACUGGCUACCAACCUGUUGGGCCUAAAGUUAAAUCCAGCAUUCCAAAGGAUAACGGUCACUUAACCAAGCUAAGGCGGCAGUUCAGCGAGGAUGAUUUGCAUAUCAGUUCCUCCAUCAGCUGUGAAGAUAUCAUCUUUCAAAUGGUCAGGGGCAAUCAGACAGAGGCAGGUGAAAAUGGAUUAAUCAAGUUAGAAGGCAUCGUCAUCUCUGAAUUAGAUGGCUUUGCUGUCCUGGAAUACAAUCCCAAUAUCGGUCAAGAACCUUUCAAGAUCACGUCAAAAGAUGACGAUUUCAUAACAUUUAUAGACAAUGAGAACUCUCUGACCUACAUUAACUGGAGUUCAAGGACAUUGUUGACAAAGCUCAUCUCUGAACCUGAACGCUACUUAAAAUGUAGCUUUAAUACAAAUGGAACAGAGGCCACAGCCCAGAUAGUUGGACCCAUCCCUCGUUAUUUUUCUGGUGACAUGGACAUUGCCAUAGAAGGUCAGUUUAAUAGAGGUCACGCCCUGAAUGGAGAUAUAGUAGUGGUUGAAAUAAUUGGACGAUCUGAUAGUGGCAAGUUCCUUGGCCAGGUCAAGGGCAUACUGGAAAGAGCUCAAGAUCCAACUAACAGACUAUUUGUGUGUACUGCAGAUCCUAACCAACCUGGCAUAUUGAAUCCCAUAAACCCAGAAAUGCCUAGGUUUUACUGUCUAACAAGUAGUGCCCAUGUGAAGCUUGCCAGGAAAGGUAACCUGUGUAUCUACAAGCUAGUCUCAAACAACUGUCUGGAGUUCAGCCAGUACAAGACUAUUGACAGCCACAGCUGUGACAACCAACUAUACAUUGUGCGAUACUUAACCUGGCAGUCUGGCUUCUUACUGCCAUUUGGAGUGGUGAUUGGCAUUUUCACACCAGAUGAUUCGCUGGACAAUGAAAUCAAGAUCCUAGAAGUAGAGCACAAUCUCUACAGGUCUCCUAAUGAGCCGGCAGAAGAGGAAGCCAAGCAGAUCUUUACACCAGAGCUAUCCAGUGAGCUGAUGAAGACCAGGCAAGACUUGACACACACUUUCUGUUUCACCAUCAGUGACCUUCUGACUGAAGACCUGGAGAUGGCUAUCAGCGUGAACCAAGUGGACAGCAAUUAUGAAGUUGGCUUUCAUUUGUCAGAUGUUGUGGCCUAUGUGGACAGGUUUUCUGCUCUAGACCGGGCAUGUGAGAACAGAGGAGCCUCACUGUUUCCUCUUGGAAAAGAGCCCAAACAUAUGCUGCCUGCCCAGGCCAGCACAGAUUACUGCAGUCUAAAGCCUGGCUUUGAUCGUCUGGCUGUUUCAGUGCUGCUAAUAGUGGAUGAAGCAGGCAAUAUUAUUGGGCCCCCUCGUUUAUUUAGAAGUGUCAUCAACUGCAAACAGAAAUUCUCCCAUGCAGAGGUUGAAGAAAUCUUACAAAAUCCAGAAGAGAGCCAAACUGACUACUUAAAAAGCUGUGUUAUAGUACUGUAUCAGCUGACUUACCUGUGGCGCUGUGAGAGAUUAGGCAAUAGUCACAUCAGUCCAGAUCUAGAGGCAGACAAACGACUGGCCCAGCAUUCCCACCUGAUGUUAAGUGAGGUUCAACUUUAUGUUAAUGGCAUUGUUGGUGAGCUGCUGGUGUCCAGAUUUAAAGACAGCACACCCUUGUUGGUGCAGCCUGGACCUCAAAGUGCUCAGCUUGACAAAUGGAAGAAGGAAAAUGCAGGUCAUGCUUUUAACAGUAUUCCCAUGGCCAGGGCAUUCAAUCAAGAACAGGUUUGUCAUUGUAAGAAAGCCUGCACAUGUGUGUUCACCUACAUGAGAGAAAAUCAACUUGCCAGGGCAGACACUCUGUCAGUUCUGAGUGAGAGCUGGUUGAUGAUUGCCCAAGCAGUUAGUGAUGACUACAAGGACUUUGAACUAGCCCAAGACAUGAUUAGUGACCCUAACAACAUGCCUCAAUUAUCUGUGGCUGCCAACAAGUUGAAGGCCAUCCAAAGUCCAGAGAGGUACAGGUGUUCCAGUGAAUUGACCCAGCAGGACAGGAAGCACUAUGGUCACUGUGUACCAAACUACACCAACUGUACCAACCCAUUGAGACGCUACAUCAGUAUGGUAGUCCAGAGAAUAUUAGUUGCUUUCAUAGAGGGUGCUCCUAACCCUUACACUCCUGCAGAAAUAAAUGACAUCUGCUCAAAGGCAACUAUCAUAGAGCAAACAGUAGAAAAGUUCCACAGUUCAGUCUACUUGUUGCAUCUCAGCUCAGCUCUUAAGGCCCGCCCAUUUUUAUCCACCGCUGUGGUCAAUGAAGUGGACAAGGAGAAGGCAGUUGUGUUGCUGAAAGAUCUGGACCAUGUGCCCAAGACUUUCAGGACUGUUCGUUUCUCCUGUUUGUCACCCAUGAAAGUGUCAGCAGUGGAUAAGAACCCUGACUGUGUACAGCUAUUGUGGGAGGAAAGAGUAUAUCAAAACUCAGAUCAAACCAAUCAGAUCCAGAACAGCUUAGAAGUCAAGCUGGAGCCUGACAGAUUUGUCUGCAAUGUACCAACAAUACUGUGGCAAAGGCUUCUAUCCACAGUCAGAGAGAAGGAUGAGCCAGAGAUGGAGCACUGUGUUCAAGAAAUCUCCACUAAAGUUGAGGACGAGAUAGAGCAGCUGUCCAAAGCCUGUAUUGAAGUGAUCAGUGGCUUUGGAAAAGAUGGACAAAUGAGACACUAUGUACCAUUCACUUUGGUCCUGCAUAAGAGCCAAGCACUACAGGUCCAGGUGUCUGCUACUAUGCACAAGGGACUGCUAACCCCAUGUAUACAGCUGAUCAACUUGACCCCAUCUCUGGACAUAUGUCUGGAACACAAGACUGACCAAGAAAAAUGUUUUGUUGACAUGGAACUGUGUUCUAAAGCCAAGGCCACCUACAACGAUGAGAACAAGUAUGCUUCAGAGUGGCAGUUGCCUAUGUUGUCCAUGGAGUCAGCCCACCAAGCUGUCAAUGAUGGGGAGAGAAUCACUGUGCACAACAUCAGCAUCAAUUGGACAGUGGAGCAGGAGACUGUUGUCGGAGAGUUUGUUUUGUCAGAUUCAUUUUGUAAUAAGAACAGCUUUCAACCAGAUUUAGGCAUAAGCUUAGCCUCCACUCUGCUGGAAGGCCAGCCAAUCUUUACUGGGGUCAACUUCAGCUUGGACUACCUAUGUGUCCGUUAUAGCAACGUCCAAGUCCCAGAUGAGCCUGCCCUGGAAGAGAGUGUGGCUGUACUGGUCAACAAUGGCCGGCCCAUAGUCUGGGUGGCCCACUGUCUGGUGACAGACGUCACCAAAUGCACUGAAGGGUACUUAGUUGAAAUCAAAGUGAGUCAGUCUGGGAUGAAAAUCCCUCCGGAUCUUCUGACUAUAAGAAAGGAGUCUAUGCUGUGUACAGUUGAAUGGAUUAUCAAGACUCCCAAACAGAGAGUUCUAGACAUAGCAAUGAGAAGUCUACAGUUUGCUUCUAGUUUUGCCAAAGACAUCAUUGUUGGAAGGAGACCAAUCAAUACCAUUGACCCAGUACCUCAAGAAACUAAGAUGUUUGUAUCCAGUUUGUCGGAAGAACAAGAGAGCAUCAUUUCUGACAGCUUGAGACAACCUUUUUCUACUGUCAUUGGUGGGCCAGGAGUUGGAAAGACUGCCUUAGCUGCAAGAUUGGCACUUUCCCUGGCUAAAAGAAACUUCACUGUAGAUAGUCUCCGCAAGUCAAGACUGGGAGGAACAUACACAACUCAUCUGAUGGUGUGUGGACCCAGUGAGAAAUCUCUGGAUAUCAUCACUGGAAUGAUGGUUGACUUGAUGAGACAGAACAACCUUAACUUCAAAAUAGUCAGAAUCUAUAGUGAGGAGAUUGAAGAGAGAGACUUUCCUUUGGCAACUUCUCCCAAACGCAUGUCAAGGCCAUCUCCAACACUAGCCGUAAUGGAGGAAGUGGCCCUGCAUCAUCUAAUCAGAAAGAAGAAUAGCCCAGAGAGUGUGGCUUUGCUAGAACAGGAGAUGUAUCUAAGCAUGUAUGGCCAUCAAAUAGCACCAGCUGUUCAAGCUGCCUUGGAGAAGGCCCAGAUACAGGAACUCAAGAAAUCUCAGAUCAUUGUGUGUAGCUGUGUCACUAGUGCCAGGCCAAUACUGAAAAUCGCCAACAUUAAGCAGGUUCUCAUAGAUGAUGCCGGCAUGAUCAGUGAAGCUGAGAGUCUCAUUCCACUGGUCAUGCACAAGAAUGUGAACCAGUUUGUUCUGCUGGGUGACCUGGAGAUGCCUGAGGCCCAUGUGGACAGCAAGAUGGCCGCACAGCUUGGGUUGUCCCAUUGUUUGCUCAGACGUUACACUGACAGAUCAUAUAGAUUGAACAGUCAGUUUAGAAAUACUCCCACCUUGUCAAGUUUCCCAUCCAGCUAUUUCUAUGAAAGCAAUCUAGUGACCAGUCGUUAUGCACCAUCUCUGGUCAAGCCACCUGCUCCCACCUUGGUCUGGCCUGGAGAAAGCUUUCCAUCUAUCUUUUGCCAUGUAGCUGGUGAGGAGUCAUUUUCAGAAAUCUCUUUGAAGCAUUGCAGAUCAGAAUGUGAUUUGAUCAACCUGCAAGAGGUUGAAGCAGUGGUCACCCUGACCACUACAUUGAUCCACCAUCACAGGAUCUCUGAGUCUGCAAUCCUCAUUCUGACUGCUACACAGGCUCAGGCUUCUUGCAUCAAGGCCAAAGUACCUCGUAAUGUUGUGGUCAACACAGUUUUGGACAGUGUUGGCCAAGAGUCGCAGUAUGUAAUAUUGUCCACUGUCCGGUCAGUGCCGCCCUCUAGAAUUGAGUAUCCUCCAAGCCAGGAUUGGAUCUGUGACCAUUUGGGUGUCAUGUCAGAGCCUCGAUGCAUCAACUUGGCCAUCACAAGAGCAAGAACUGCCUUCUACAUUAUUGGAAACAAAGAUCUUCUGGGAACUUGUCGCCCUUGGAUGGAACUGAUAAAAGUUUACAGAAGACGUAUGAGCCUUAUGGUCAGUGGUGUGGCACAAUUUGUGCAGACUAUUACAAGACAUUAACAUAGACAGAACAUUAUUUGUUCAGCUCACUCCAAACUCUUGUACAUAAGUGCUUUAAACAAAGUGUACAGCCUUAGAAAUAAAACUUGACAUUGAAGUGGAUGAAUCUUUGUUUUCCAGUCGAUUUGAUCGUUGUUACAUUUCAUCAUUCUAAUUUGUUAAAAAAAAUAAAAAAGUUUUUAGACAUGACCAGUUUAAGUUGGAUUUCGGCGUUAUUUUGUGCUCUUAAAAAUGCUUUUAAAUAUCUUUAGUUUUAAAAACAUAUUAAGUUUAAUUUUUUGUCCUAUGGUAAUACAUGUAGAGUUUGAUCAUUUUAUUUUAUGUUUUAUGAUUAUCUUUUUAACAUGCUGAAAUUUUUGUUAUUAUGUUUGUCAUAAUCUUGUAUUUAUUUAUGUUCAAAAUUGACAAUAAUCUUAAUUGAACUUUGUUUUUGUUUUUAGAAUUAUUUGUUUGCUUUGAUACUUAAACUAAGUAAUAAUUAUACAAACUAUGCUGUAAUAUAAAUAUUCUUAUUAAUUCUAUAUAUGACACUAUAAGAAAAAAGGGAUGUGCAGUGAUCCAUGGAUAUAUUAAAGUCAUUGUUACAUAUGUUUCAUUUAGUAUGAACUUGUCUAAAUCUUGUCCAGUAUUUACUCCAAGGUCCAAAUAUAAAGCUAGCAGUCAAAUGUGUCUGCCUCUGAAAGUGAGAUUGAGAUUUCAGUUUGCUAAACAUAUUUAUUAAUAUUAUUUAUCAACGUGACCCAGUGUGUGUGUGUUCUGUUAGCUCUUUCAAUUAUCAGCACACUUUGGGAGUAUUACUAUGUAUUUCUUAGCUAACUUUUUUUUAUAAUUGAUUAUGUCCCUUUAUUUUGUAGUGAGGAAAAACCCUACCAACACAAGAGCAGGGAAAUGAAACAAAUAUGCUCCAGGCCAAACAAGUCUCAGGGCAACAUUAAGUUUUAAUCAUAUCAAUACUGGGAAAAUAAUUUAAUUUUAGGCAUUAUGACAAUACUGAAAGUUACUCUUUAAAAACUUAAUAUUUAUAUAGGCAAUUGGUAGCCAAGAGCUGAAAGGAAGAAUGGCAUUUUAAACUCAGGAAUUGAUAUCUUGGAGAGUUCACCCAAUUGUUAUGGACACAUGACUGAGAUUUGUAUCAAUUUCUGGCCACAUAAUACUCUGUUACUAUUGGCUAAGAAACUGCUAACCUUUACAUCAUCUGCUCUACUGAGCAUUAGAUCUCAACUGAAUUUUCAUUUUCUUACUUAUCAACUAGAAACAAACAGAUGUAUAUUAUAUUAUGUACUGGGAGCAUCAUUUUACGAAGAAAACAAUUGAAUACAUUAUACAUGCUUUUUUUACUUGUCUCAUUUUUUGAGACUCUGGUUGUCAGAGUCACAAAUAUGAUUUGGCUAUUGCUGAACUCAAAAUCCUAAACUAUUAUCUUGAUGCUCUUUAAAUGAUCCAUGAGAACAGACUUGCUUGUGUAUAUGUUUUUUUUACAGCCAAGUUGAGAAAAAACAUUUGUUUGAAAUGAGAUAUGCUUUUUUCCUUAUUGACUUGGCCUAAGGUCAAGGUGCACUUUGAGAAUCACUUCCUGCCUAUGUGGUUGUAAAUGUGUUGAUGUUCAGCUGGGUUUUAAAACUUAACAUUUGGUAUAAUUCAUAGUGAUGUGAUGACAACUGUUCUUUCUUUAAGUUGAGUUGAUUCAAUUUCAUUGGUUUAAACUAUUGUAUUGAAUUCUAUUUUUAACCUAGACAUAAUUUGUUUUGCCUGUUAUCCAUAAAUUGAAAUAAUAAAAAUACAAUUACAGAAAAAAAAAA